AUGGUGAGAGGUGCACUAAGACUUCUGAAUAAUGCUGGGUCAUCAGCAGGCCUACCUCUACUUCCAUCUGCAACAGUAUCUGGUUCUGAUCCUCCUGUAUCAGUUAAAGAUGUGCUGAUAAGUAAGCAUCCUGCUCCCUCUCCCUUCUCUCCUUCUCACUGCUUACUCAAAGAUACUCCAGCCUCAGACCACGAGCCCCUUGGUUUUGAAUUCAGUCAGAUUGAUGGGGGUCUGAUAAAGAACUGCUUUUUGAAGAUGAACAUGGGAGCUGCUGGUCCGUCUGGAAUGGAUGUUGCUCACUGGAGGAAGGUCUGCUCUUCCUUUGCAAAGGAAUCAGCUGACCUGUGUGAUGCAAUUGCAUGUGUUACUCGUAAGAUUUGUUCUAGUUAUGUUGAUCCGGUUGGAAUUUCUGCUUUGGUUGCUUGCCGUUUGAUUGCAUUGGAUAAAGACCCGGGUGUCAGGCCCAUUGGGAUUGGUGAGGUAGUUAGAAGGGUGAUGAGCAAGGCAAUUCUGGGUAUUUUGAAAUCUGAGAUUCUUGAAGUUGCUGGAAGCAGGCAGAUGUGUGCUGGGCAGGAAUCUCCUUGUGAGUCUAUUGUUCAUUCUUUAAGAUCUUUAUUCGAUUCUGGCUCAGUGGAUGGUUUAUUAAUAGUUGAUGCUUCAAAUGCUUUUAAUGCUCUCAAUAGAAGCCUGGCCCUCAGAAAUAUACUAUUUUUAUGUCCCUCACUAGGUCGUGUCUUGAUUAACACCUAUCGUGAUGAUGUGUCUCUCUUUGUUGGUGAGGAAACUAUCCCAUCCAGAGAGGGAACUACUCAAGGUGACCCCUUGGCAAUGGCCAUGUUUGCUCUUGCUACAGUGCCCCUUAUUAAAAGUCUUGAAGAGGUGUCUGAGGUCACACAGUUAUGGUAUGCAGAUGAUGCUUCUGCUGCUGGUUCUUUAUCUAAUCUUAAGACAUGGUGGGAAAAGUUAUCUCAGCUUGGUAAGGAGUUUGGCUACUUCCCUAAUGCAGGCAAGACUUCACUUUUAGUUAGUAAUGAGAAUUAUAAACGUGCAUGUGCUUUGUUUCAAGAUACUGGUGUUAAAGUGGUGACUGAUGGUGUGACUGUUUUAGGUUCCCCCAUAGGCUCUCCUGCUUUUGUUAAAGAGCACAUUAAUGCUAAGGCAGCAUACUGUGGUCUCUCUCAUGGUCUGUAUGGUCACUGGACUUAUUUUUGUAGAUCUGUUUUAGUUUCUGAUGAUGUUGUUGAUAGUCUUGAGGAGUGUAUAAGGAAUGUGCUGAUACCCGCCAUCACAGGUAAGGACGCAGUUAAUGAUACUGAGAGGCAGUGGCUUUCUCUACCCACAAGAUUUGGUGGUAUGGGUAUAAUUAACCCCAAGACUCAUAGCUCUCAACAGUAUCACGACUCUUUGGCUGUCACUGAUCCUAUGGUACAAGUGUUGUUACAGGGGGAUGGUCAGUUACCAGUUGAUACCCUAAUAGAAACAGUAAAGGUCAAGAAACAACUGUUAAAAAAGAAAGAGGAGAGUCACAAAGUUAUGUGUGAGUUAGUUAAGUCAGAGUUACCUAAUGAGCAUGUGAGACUUUUUGAGAUUGGCAAUGAAAAGGGUGCCUCAGUUUGGUUAACUGCCCUCCCUUUAAGAGAGCAUGGGUUUGAUUUACAUAAGGGAGCCUUUCGGGAUGCAGUUUGUAUUCGAUAUGGGUGGCGUCCCCCUGAUCUUCCCUCUUCUUGUGUGUGUGGACAUGCCUUUUCUGUUGAUCAUGCUCUUUCUUGUACUUAUGGUGGAUUUCAUACAUUGAGACACAAUAAUGUGCGUGAUCUGUUGGUCUCACUACUCAAGGAUGUGUGUCCUAAUGUUUGUCGCGAACCAUCCUUACAACCCUUGUCUGGAGAGCGUCUGUUUCAUAGAUCUGCCUGUACAGAGGAUGGUGCUCGUUUAGAUAUUGCUGUGGAGGAAUUUUGGGGGUAUCAAGGCAGGAGGUCCUUUUUUGAUGUUAGGGUAUUUAACCCUCUCACUCCCACAUACAGGGGACAGUCCUUGGCUAGUUGCUACAAAAGGAAUGAGGAGGAUAAGAAGAGGAAGUACGAUGAAAGGGUGAGGGAAGUGGAGCAUGGUUGCUUUGCUCCCCUGGUCUUCUCAGCUGCAGUUAAGAUUAACUUGAACAAUAAGGAAAUGUCUGAAAGGACAAGGGUAAGUUCCAUGAUGUAA
Amphimedon queenslandica is the source of this 2205-nucleotide messenger RNA. RefSeq lists its product as uncharacterized. The transcript is spliced from 3 exons. Bases 1 to 2205 code for a protein of 734 amino acids. NCBI's taxonomy places the organism in Eukaryota, Metazoa, Porifera, Demospongiae, Haplosclerida, Niphatidae. The record is from RefSeq and is a predicted model, not a curated record.